Molecule: messenger RNA, 891 nt
Organism: Botrytis porri
Lineage: Eukaryota; Fungi; Ascomycota; Leotiomycetes; Helotiales; Sclerotiniaceae
Exons: 3
Coding region: 1-891 (296 amino acids)
Source: RefSeq, a predicted model, not a curated record
AUGCCAUUUAACUUACCUGGAAUCGACGCUGCUGACCUUCGUCAUUAUAUCAACCUCGGUCUGCCAACCGAGAACCCUGUCCCCGUCUUCCCCGCUAUCUCUACCUCCCAUCUCCCCGCUGCCGCUGCCUCUCCUCUUCCCGCUGCCGAUGCCCCUCUCCCCGCUCUCCCUCUCCCCGCUCUCCCUCUCCCAGCUGGUAGUAAUGCCCCGGCUGUAGUUGCUGCUCCUGUCGAAGAGCAACCGGUCCCUUCGUGGCCAGGCAACCCCAAGGUCAUAACUGGUGGCCACCAACCUCUGACUGUCUGGCCGAGUACCAGCAACAAAGACUCCUCCCUGAACUACGUGCAGGGCAAGUACGAACUUGUUCCUGGAGGGGACGAUGUUGUGGGUUCCCACGCUUGGCUGCUGAGGGGCCAUCCAGGAGCUCGUGAGGGGUCCACUGCCCGGUUUUUGGUUAGUUUGUUGGGGCGGAACGGCUGGACCAACAACCGGGUCAUUGUUGACGCAUAUACAAGAAUGUAUGAACCGUGCGUCAAAAGGUUUACCGGUGUGGUGGGAAGCGCCGAGUAUGUGGAUCAGUGGAAGAAGGCGGAGAGUCUUAUCCGCCAGACAAUGUCCAAGAUUCAAUACAAUGACUUGUUCAUCAAGAAGGAUGAUGCAAGCAUUGUUGGGGAUGAGGUGAAUGAGGGUGAGUGUCUCUGGCGUCUUAGACAGCCUGAGGACCCCCCUAAGCCAGACCCCAAGAAGGGCAAGAGGGGCCCUAGACCGCGUGGAGAUGGCGACGGGGAUGGUCCCGCUGGUGACCCAAAUUCCGCUCACAAAAAGCGCGAUGGUGGCCCAGAAGACCAACCCGCCGCCAAGAAGCGUAAGGGCGCCUUAACUGGCGGAUAA